Molecule: messenger RNA, 321 nt
Organism: Lolium perenne
Lineage: Eukaryota; Viridiplantae; Streptophyta; Magnoliopsida; Poales; Poaceae
Product: protein BUD31 homolog 3-like
Biological process (GO): mRNA splicing, via spliceosome
Cellular component (GO): spliceosomal complex; nucleus
Source: RefSeq, a predicted model, not a curated record
AUGGGAAGAGAAAGUGAGCCGCAGUGGCCCAUCUUCAAGAUCAAUCACCAGAGGAGCCGAUACUUGUAUGAACUCUACUACAACAAGGAGAUCUCCCGGGAGCUGUAUGAGUUCUGCCUUGAUCAGGGCCGUGCUGACCGUAACCUCAUCGCCAAGUGGAAGAAGCCAGGCUAUGAACGUCUGUGCUGCCUGCACUGCAUCCAGACACGAGAUCACAACUUCGUAACCACCUGUGUCUGUAGAGUUCCUAAGCAUCUGAGGGAAGAACAGGUCAUAGAUUGUGUUCACUGUGGAUGCAAGGGCUGCGCCAGUGGUGAUUGA